This is a messenger RNA of Ctenocephalides felis (cat flea), 3585 nucleotides long. RefSeq names its product discoidin domain-containing receptor 2-like. The record is from RefSeq and is a predicted model, not a curated record. The transcript has 20 exons. The coding region runs from base 19 to 3000 and encodes 993 amino acids. Gene Ontology annotation, cellular component: signaling receptor complex. Gene Ontology annotation, molecular function: ATP binding; protein tyrosine kinase collagen receptor activity; collagen binding. NCBI's taxonomy places the organism in Eukaryota, Metazoa, Arthropoda, Insecta, Siphonaptera, Pulicidae. Gene Ontology annotation, biological process: protein phosphorylation; cell surface receptor protein tyrosine kinase signaling pathway; positive regulation of kinase activity.
UGCCGAGUUGCAUUAGGCAUGGAGCAAGGAAGAAUACCAGAUCAUGCCAUAACAGCCAGUUCAUCAUACGAGGCGAAAUCUGUAGGCCCUCAAAAUGCAAGAAUUCGCCAAGAAAAGAACGGUGGAGCAUGGUGUCCCAAAGCACAGAUCAGUGGCGAAGUCCAUGAAUACCUAGAGGUGGACCUGGUAAGGGACCAUCUCAUAACGUGGACAGAAACCCAGGGCCGAUUUGGAAAUGGCCAAGGCCAAGAAUAUGCUGAAGCAUUUCUUGUCGAAUAUUGGAGAGCGGCCCUCGAUAGAUGGGUGAUAUAUAAAGACGCCAGGGGCGAUAAAGUGUUAACGGGGAACAGUAACACAUAUUUGGUAGUUCGUCAAGAAUUAGAAUUACCUUUUGUGGCGAGCAGAGUUCGUUUUAUACCUUACAGUGAACAUCCACGUACUGUCUGCAUGCGAGUGGAGAUAUAUGGAUGCCCCUGGGAACAAAGCUUGCUGCGUUACACUGCCCCCCGUUCACCUGAUAUAGGACCCAGUGGGGCGUCUAUCCAGGAUUCAAGUUACGAUGGUCCUGCCUCAUCGCAAAGGGCAAAUUUUGUAACUGGAGGCCUAGGUCAAUUGACUGAUGGUCUGUUUGGCGACGACGAUUUUCUGGAUGAAUACAGAGGACCCAACAGUGGCACAGGGAGCAGAUGGGUGGGUUGGAGCAACGAUACCACGGUUUCAUUAGACUUAGAGAAGAAUCUAGUUACCACUGGUAUUCCCGGCGGUUCCAGCAACAAUGGAGGGCUCGAGUUGCUUUUUGAAUUCGACGGCCCCAGAGAAUUCACAUCAGUUCAUCUGCACGUGAACAAUAUGUUUACCAGAGGAGUUCAGAUACCAUCUUCAAUUUCGUUCUAUUUUUCAUUGGACGGAGAACGAUAUCAACCAGUGGCUGUCGUUCAUCGACCAAUACAGGACCGAACUGGUGAAAGUUCUAGAAAUAUUACAGUGCCCCUUCAAAACAGAGUGGGUCGUUUUGUCAGGGCCGAAUUGGAAUUCAGCUCGCAGUGGAUACUGCUCAGCGAAAUAACAUUCGACUCUGCACCAGUAAUAGGAAAUUUAACAGAUGAGAUAUUAGAGCAAUAUUAUCUUUUGCAAGAUGCUUCGGCUCAGCAGAAUAAUGCAGUUGGGUCAAAUGUUCCUACAAAUACGCCAAUGCGGGAUUUAGAAAUUAGUGGAGAUCUUAAUCAUCGGGAAGAUAUUACUCCUAGGAGAUCUGGACCAGUCGGUCACACCCAAGCUUAUGUUGGUUUAAUCACAGGAGCUUUGGCAGUUUUGGCCCUUGCAUUAGCUUGCACAGUUUUCUUGAUGAUCCGACGAGGUCGUAAGAAAGUUGCUUUACUUCAUAAACAUACUGCACUGGUAUCCUCAGGGGGUGGUUCUUCUGCACCUGGUUUAGUAGGAUUAUCAGGACUGACCGGGGGCAAACAGUGUCAAGGAAAUGCUGCUACGAUUACUAUGAAAGAAUUGCAGUUGCAUUUGUCUACACCUGUGCUUACAUCUCGAACCAGAUUGACAUUAAAGGCUCCACCGUAUGGUGACGUCGCCCGGCAGUCCCCAGCCGCAGCUCCUCAAACUGUGACGACACCGCCGCCAAAUGCGGCGCCUUUGGCAGAAGAUUCUGAUAGUGAAACAUCAUCAGUAUAUCACGAACCUUACAGGCUUUUGCCGUCGUCUCUGAGCGGAGUCUCUGGAGGAAGCAAAGCUACAGAAUAUGGCUGUCUACUGCGUAAGGAUAAUGGAAAGACGCAAAAUGGUGACGGCAAAGAAUAUUCUACGGGAACAAAUGGAUAUCGCGAUGAAGUAAAAUUCUACCAUCUGCCGCCUCCACCGCCUCCUGCAGGUGCCAGACCGCCUCCUGCAUAUGAUUCUAAUAGUACAUUUACUCCUAGCAAGACGGGAACGAUGAAAAGUGAAAAAAAUGGAAUAUCAACUAAUGGUCAAACUGAAAAUUACUAUGCUGCUACUGAUAUAGUAAAGACCGAAAGGCGGGAGCAGCAUUUCACACCCGGCAGAUUUACGACUAUCAAAUUACCAGAUGGUCCACCCCUGGAGGGUGUAGCCAGGCUAUUAGACUUUCCAAGGAGAAGGUUGAGGGCGCUGAAGAAAUUGGGAGAAGGAGCCUUCGGCACGGUCCAUCUUUGUGAAACAGAAGGCGUGUCGGAUUUUGGCAACUCGGCCUCCACGCUGCACAGGAAACAGCUGGUUAUAGUGAAAGCUCUUUGGAGGAAUACUUCAGAGCAAACUAAGCAAGAGUUUAUACGCGAGUGCACAUGGUUGGCCGGAGUGCGGGACCCGCAUUUGGCCCGAGUCGUCGGUCUCUGCGGUGACGAGCCGCCCUGUAUCUUGCUGGAGCAUUCCGAACUCGGCGAUCUGCCCGAGUAUCUCCGAUCUCAAACCGCCAAAGCGGAAAGUUCAACUUUGAGUUAUGGGUGCCUGAUCUAUAUGGCGACACAAAUAGCUUCAGGAAUGAAAUAUCUCGAAAGUCUAGAAUUAGUUCAUCGAGAUUUAGCUGCAAGGAAUUGCGUGGUUGGCAAAGAUUUGGCUGUAAAAGUGUCAGAUCAUGCUAUGUAUUGUGAUAAAUACGAAGGUGAUUAUUAUCGUAGUGAUACUAAAGCAAAGUUACCCAUUCGGUGGAUGGCUUGGGAAGCACUGCUAUUGGGGAAACAAACUCCAAAAAGCGACGUGUGGUCAUUCGCAGUGACUUUGUGGGAAUUGCUGACGUUGUGUGCUCAAAGGCCUUUAUCAGAACUUACUAAUGAGCAGGUUGUAGAAAACAGCAGUCGUUGGUACCGCGCCUCGGGGACGCAAAGAUUACCUCCUCGACCUGCGACAUGUCCACGGGAGUUGUACGACUUGAUGGCCGAAUGUUGGAAGAGAUCUGCCGCAGACAGGCCCCGUUUUUCAGAGAUACACCUGUUCUUGCAAAGGAAAAAUUUGGGCUACGCGCCGACACACGCCUGAGGCGGGAUGCGUCUUUGGAGGACGAAUACAGUUCGAACCUGAUAGCAACCUCCUCCUCUAGAAAGAAAUGGACGUUCGUACAACCGUACGUAUAAAAAAUAGAUAUAAUAUUUGUAAAUUUCUAAAAUAAUAUAUAAUUUACUACGACUGAGCAUAUGACGAAGAGCUGAGAGUUUUAAAGUAUAAGUAACCAUUAAAUCUAGAUAUUUAAUAUAAUCCAUAAACAUCUCCGUGCCAAUACAUCGAGAUUUGUAUUGAAAUUUCGGAUUUAAUUUUAUUUAUUUAUUACAUUAUUUAUUCGAUGAAGUUUUAGGCAGGCCCGGUAACUAUUGUCAUAUUUAUAAGUAUCACAAAAGCUUACUAAACGUAGGUGAUUAGAAUUAUGUAAAUACACAAUAAUGUUUCACGUUAGUGAUCGAUUUAAAAUUGUAGUAGUCUGAAAUGAUUUAAUAUAUGUUUAAAAAAAUCACUACAUUCUCUCGUUAUAGGAAAACUACUUAUGUAUAUUUUUAUUUACCAAAAAUCAAAUCUCUAGUCAUAAAUUAAGUAUUGAAAAGUAUUUCAUUGUAUAAGAAUCUUGGACUA